UUUAGUCAGGAGUUGAAUCUGAAUUGCUAUCUGCAUUUUGGGUAUAUAUACAAUUGGAUGGCGCAGAAAAGGUGGAUUGGGGAGGGCUGAGCGCACGCACGCAGACACAUAGCACAUACAGAUAUAGAUGUAGACUAGAUAUACUUUACCCAGGCCGCGGUUCGACCCAUUUCUCCUGGUACUCGUCGGUUAAACAUUUUUCCGAACCUUGCAACUUAACUUGUAGCCCAGAUGUUUGAUCACUUCUCCUCAUUGUCCAUGCUCAGUUCGCUACGGGAGUCACUAAUUUUCUCAUGGCCAUGGCAAGAACCCAGCUUUUCAGUGGCACCCUUUUUCCCUUUGCGUUUGAUCUUCAGCUCGCAGGACUGAUCACGGAUGGCGCUUGGAGCACAAUGGCCACUUUGCCCGAGGAAUGCCGCCCCAAAAAGGACCUCAUCUUUUCCACGAGCAACGGGAACAACGACCUCCGGAUCGAUGUGCGUUCCAGGGGCACGGUUGAGUAUGGAGGAAGCGGCCAACGGGACAACAACUGGCAAAGCCUCACGGGCAUCAUCUUCACCACCAAAGCGGACGAUCAGCAGAGUAUAUCCCUCCAUGAAGGAUGGACCAUCUACGGCGGCGAUUGGACCCCGCCUGUGUGGUCCGUGGUGGAAGGCAUGUGCGUCCUGGAGGGCAUGAUCAAGCGUGACACAGGGGGUCAAGCUCUGGCGACCCUCCCGGUGGACUGCUGGCCUAUGAGCCAGCUGCUCUUCAACGCACGCGACGCCGAGAGGACGAGUCGGGUGGACAUUACCCCCGAAGGUAUUCUAAUCGCCGGAAGACAAAGUGCAAGAUGGAUCAGCCUCUCUGGCAUUGCUUUUCCCCAGAGCCCGGGUGGCAUCCGCAUGUUGCCUUUGCGGAGCAACUGGGUCAGAUACGAUGACGAUGGCACGUACGGCUACCCGACCUUCACUGUGAGGAACGGGAUAUGUGUGGUGGACGCGAUGCUCAAGGAUGGGAGUUGGGCGUCCACCCUCGCCCAACUCCCUUCGAAUUGCAGGCCGAGCAAGAGCUUGAUCUUCGCAGCCAACAAUCAUGACGGUGCAGCCCGUGUGGAUGUACAAGUGCCGGGCGCAGUUAAACAUAUUAGGGGCUCAGCGAACCACGGUUGGGUGAGCCUGUCCAACAUCAUCUUCGCUCCCGGCUCUCUGGGGCACAUCGCCUUGCCCUUGGUCAGUCCUUGGGUCGGCUAUGGAGGAAGCUUCGGAACUCCGGACUACACAGUCCGCAACGGCGUGUGCUCGGUGGAGGGUAUGAUCAAAGGCGGCAACUGGGGCCACCUGGCCACUUUGCCGGAGGAUUGCCGCCCCAGCGGAAGACUGGUCUUCGCUGUGAGCAAUGAUGACAACCCCGCGCGGGUGGAUGUGCUGACCAACGGAGAGAUCCGCUACGCCGGGGGAGCAAAGAACCACG
Messenger RNA from Effrenium voratum, 1452 nucleotides. NCBI's taxonomy places the organism in Eukaryota, Dinophyceae, Suessiales, Symbiodiniaceae. The record is from the annotation of a GenBank genome assembly.